CGACGGCUGGAAUUUUGAACUUGGUAAGUUUCUCUACCUUAUGAGUUCAGUUCGAGACAUGAAAAGAGUAGAUUCAGGAAUCAUACGCAAGCACCCGUUUCUAGUCUCGGUUUCCGGAAACUGGCGAAACCCAUCGAUCUCCCUGUCAAGUCCCAAAGCCUCCCGCGGGGCCGCGGCAAGUCCAAUGUGCUUGUAGUGCUCUUAGAUCUCCCACGACGGAAGCUUGAGAAUUCCAUGCGAGCCACCAUGGCCGACCCGACGUCCGCACCAUCUCCGCCACCGCCGACCAAUGCCCCCCCCAAGGUAGCCCAUCGAAAUAAUGCCCUGCGCAUGCUCGGGCUCCCUGCCCUCCCGCGCAAACUCCCUUCACGGAACUGGAUGAUAUUCUGGACGGUGUCGAGCGUCAUAGCAGGGGCGAUAAUCUACGACAAGCGCGAGAAGAAGAGGGCAAUCGCAAAAUGGUCGCAUGCCGUCGAGCAUCUGGCAAAGGAGCCGCUGGCUGACCCGCUCGGUCUGGCACAACCGCGCAAGUUGACGAUUUACCUCUCAAGUCCGCCUGGCGAUGGGCUGCGUGUUGCCCAGGACCACUACACCGAAUAUGUCAAGCCGAUUCUGGCUGCCAGCGGCCUGGACUGGGAGUUUGUGCAAGGACGGCGGGAGGGUGACGUGCGGGCCUACGUCGCUGAGCGGGUGCGCAGGUUUCGCCGCGACCUGGAGAGCCACGGCGAGCCCGACCCGGAGAAGCAGCCGACCAAGGAGGAGCUUAUCGAGGCAUUCCGCAAGGCGCGGGGCAUCGAGGAUUACCAGGGCGUGCGGGGCGACGUGGUCAUCGGCCGGCACACAUGGAAGGAAUAUCUCAGGGGCUUGCACGAGGGUUGGCUCGGACCCCUUGCGCCGCCGCCGGAGCCGGAGCCACUUCUGGCAGCCGCCACUCCAGAGCAAGACAAAUCUGUGGAAGAAAAGCCCGCAGAAGAGGAAGAAAAGAAGCCCAAGCGGCCGCCUCAGCCAAGACCCCACAACACCGUCGCCGACUACGACACAUCAACCCUCCCGUCGUACACCCCCAACGAAUUCGCUCCGUCGGCCCCCAUCCGCGAGCCUCACCUCCUUGGCUUCCUCAACACCCCGACCCGCAUGUACCGCUUCUUCAACCGCCGCAAGCUUGCCGACGACAUCGGCCGCGAGGUCGCCGCCGUGUGCCUCUGCACUUACCGCGAGUACCGACAGCUUGCCGCUGACUCCGAGUCCGCGAGCCCGAUGUCAAGUGGCGACCACCCGUCACAGUAUGAGCAGCAGAAAGAGCUGGAGUGGGAAGAGAAGGACUGGGUCAAGUCAGUCUGGAAGGAGGAUAACCCCAAGGACGCCCAAGCGGCCGAGAUCCCCGAAAGGGUGCGCGCAAAGCCCGUCGUCAUGGAUCCGCGCAUUGCCGAGCGUAUGCGCCGCUUCCAGCUGCUCCCCGAGGACGCGGAGCGGGCGAGCAGGAUUGUGGUGGCCGAGGAGGAGAUCGAGGGCUGGAUCAAGGGCCAUCUCCGCCAGCUCUAUCGGUGGGGCACGAAGAAGGCGUUCGAGAAGAAGAAGCUCACGCCUUUGGAGGACAAGUACGUUGAGUAAUGGAUCGGAGAUGGGAGGAAACGGUUGUAUGAAUUAUACAAGGUGUAUGUGUACAACAGCUGACUUGAGUGCGUUGGUUCAUGUUGGAGUAUCACGGUGGUGGUAGCCGUCCGGACUUACAGCGGCCUGUAUAUCGUGGGACAUGCAUGAUAGAUUUCAGGGGGUUUUGAUGAGAAGACAAGGGGCAGUGUCAGCCCUGUGUCCGUG
Messenger RNA from Chaetomium strumarium, 1818 nucleotides. RefSeq names its product mitochondrial import inner membrane translocase subunit Tim54. NCBI's taxonomy places the organism in Eukaryota, Fungi, Ascomycota, Sordariomycetes, Sordariales, Chaetomiaceae. Gene Ontology annotation, biological process: sphingosine biosynthetic process; phosphorylation. The record is from RefSeq and is a predicted model, not a curated record. Bases 235 to 1611 code for a protein of 458 amino acids. The transcript is spliced from 2 exons. Gene Ontology annotation, cellular component: intracellular membrane-bounded organelle; cytoplasm; membrane.